AUCAACGACUCUCUUAUUAUUCUUUCUCUCUUUCACUCACCUAACCUUGCACAGGAAAAAAGCCCCUCUUCUUCUUUUUCUUUCUUGGAAAAAACCUCUUUUGAUUAGGUCUAAAAUGGCAUCAAAAAAAGCAAAAAAAGCAAACCGAGCUGAGAAGAAACUCAAAAGAACCCAUUUCAAGAAACAACUUCCACAGCACAAGAACACCGACACACUUACUAGUCUCGACAAUACUUUUUCAUCGACUAUUGUCUCUUCGUGUUCUUCUACAACGACGUCUUUCUCUCCUAAAGACACAAGCUACUCUGUUCACUCUCCUUCUCGGAAGGUACUGACGUCGUCACCAGGUAAAGGUGGUGUCGGCGGCGGUUGCUGUACCCCAAAAUCUCAAAAGUCUCGGAUACCGGAGAUGCUGACGUGUCCACCAGCGCCGAAGAAGCAAAGAGUCCCACAGAACUGCGUGUUACGACGGAGACAGAUCGUUUUCUUUGCUCCUCCGGAGAUAGAGCUCUUCUUCGUCAAAGCAAACCAUCAAUAAACAGAUUUAAAUGAAUAUUUGUAGUCUUUUUUUUUUUGUUAUUCGUGCUAGUAUCAAUCGAUAUAGAAAGUAGUAUGAGAAGAUGAUCAAGAUUUCAUCUCUUUGAAUUGUUAAUACAAUAACGAAGAGUAUAUUACUAUAUCAAUAUUAUAAUGAUUUCUAGUGAUGUUUCUUUUUCUUGUUA
Raphanus sativus (radish) is the source of this 722-nucleotide messenger RNA. Its product is annotated as cyclin-dependent protein kinase inhibitor SMR13. The record is from RefSeq and is a predicted model, not a curated record. The transcript has a single exon. The coding region runs from base 116 to 538 and encodes 140 amino acids. NCBI's taxonomy places the organism in Eukaryota, Viridiplantae, Streptophyta, Magnoliopsida, Brassicales, Brassicaceae. Gene Ontology annotation, biological process: regulation of DNA endoreduplication.